Messenger RNA from Heterobilharzia americana, 1840 nucleotides. The record is from the annotation of a GenBank genome assembly. Lineage: Eukaryota; Metazoa; Platyhelminthes; Trematoda; Strigeidida; Schistosomatidae.
AAUUAGCGGGCGGGUUAAAUUGAGUUGCAAUGGCUAAAUGUUACGAUCAUCUCUUCAAACUCCUACUUAUUGGUGAUUCGGGUGUUGGAAAAACAAGCAUUCUUUUUCGAUUCUCUGAAGAUGAGUUUAAUUCUACUUUCAUAGCUACCAUAGGCAUCGAUUUCAAAAUCCGUACAAUAGAUAUCGAUGGUAAGAAAAUUAAAUUGCAGAUAUGGGAUACUGCUGGUCAGGAACGUUUCCGGACUAUUACAACAGCAUAUUACCGGGGAGCCAUGGGCAUUAUGUUAGUUUACGAUGUUACGAAUCGAUGUUCUUUCAGCAGCAUAAAAACAUGGAUGAAUAACAUAGAUCAACAUGGUAACCAAGACGUUGAGAGAAUGCUUCUUGGGAACAAAUGCGAUGCAGAUGAGGCUAGAGAAAUACCAUAUAAAGAAGGCCUUGAGUAUGCCAACUCACAUGGAAUUCGUUUUAUGGAGACUAGUGCUAAGUCUGGUAUUAAUGUCACCGAGGCUUUCAAGGCACUAGCACAAGAUAUAAAGGUCAAAAUGGAAAGAACAAUAGUAAAACCUGAAUAAUCCACCUAGAGAUGAUACUAGAAAUAUCAACAGCAAACGGCCAAAACGCCAAAUAUGGCGAUGUUCCAUAUUAUGAGUGGAUUUUCCAUUGGUCUUUCGAAAAAGCCCCCUUAAAAACAUGAUCUAUUUCGCAACUCAGACAUUGGACUGUUUUGAUUUUAGGAAUCUUUAUCUGGUGCCUUUUACAUUCUCAUUUUUUUUUCAUCUCUUGCCUGUAUUGUAAAAGAAUGCAACAACUUCGUCUCCCUCCAAUUCAUAAAGUUUCAUAUGCUACUCACCUUUAGAUGCUCACCGUUAUCGUUAGGAAAUGAUAAUCACCACCACUAAUCACCAUUAUUACUUUUCGUGUUCAUUUCUAGUUAUUUUAAACCCUUCUUCCCAUGUUAAUAAAUCGAGUUGGCCUUAUCAUCAAUUUGAAGUAUUUGGGAUCAUUUAAGCUUUCUGUUUUUUACUUCACUUUAUUUGAUAAUUUCACUAUCACAGUGCUUCAACAACAUCUUAUUCCUUUUCGUUACAGAAUCACUAAUGUUUCCAGUGAUUGUAAAUAAUUCUUUUGGCAAAUAUUACAUUUCUCAAAAAUUGAUUUUAUUCCAUAUCCAGUUUACCAGGUUAUAUAUAUAUAUAUAUAUCCUGUUGUUCCUCAUACUUACUAACUUAAAUAAUUUGUGCAAACCUAUCACGGUGUAUUCUGAAGAACCUAUUUCUUGAGUGGUUUCAUCUGCAUUGGGAUGAUUUUAAAAAAGUGUUUUAUACACUAGAAUUGUUUAUAUCUGCUUGGUAACUCAUUCUUAAAUAAGUAGAAAUCGAAGUUCUAUGAAAAACAUAAAUUCACGGAAGACAUAGUUCAACUACUGUUUUAGUGCAAGUAGUAGUAGCAGGAGAUCGUACUUAUUAACUAACUGUUGAUUAAAUUAUUAUCUACAUUGAAAGUCAACGUGCAUUGUUCGGCUUGUUUCACGCCGUUUUCUGUUUUGAUUUUUUUUCUCAUAAGAAGCAGUGUUUUGUCGAGAACAUAAACUCUUGUUGAAUGCAUAGUAUGUUUAUUUAAUCUUCUAUAAGACUAUUUCCUUGACAAACUUUUGCGUAACUUGUGUGUAUAGUCUUUUUGUCUCGCUUGUUUUGUUUUUAAACUACCGCUUCAUCAGCUCAUCAGAUUAUAUGCAAUGCUAAAUGAGGACUACUAUAUUAAUCAAUUUGUUUUAUUUUUCAUUUUGGCUAUAUAUUGUUGAAUGCUGAUUACAAUAAAACUCAUUCUGAGUUGCCCU